Molecule: messenger RNA, 993 nt
Organism: Dujonia railenensis
Lineage: Eukaryota; Fungi; Ascomycota; Pichiomycetes; Serinales; Debaryomycetaceae
Source: the annotation of a GenBank genome assembly
AUGGCUGAUAGUAAAUAUAAAUACAGAGUCGAAAUUCAGCAGAUGAUGUUUGUCCUGGGGGAGACAAAUGACCCCCCUGUGGAAACAACAUCUCUAGUAGAAGACAUUGUUCGUGGCCAGGUUAUAGAAAUCCUAAUCCAGUCCACCAAAACUGCCACUAUGAGAGGAACUAAAUCCAUAGCACCAGAAGAUGUGAUAUUCUUAAUAAGGAACGACAAGGCCAAGGUGAAUAGAUUAAGGACAUAUUUGUCGUGGAAGGAUGUCCGUAAAAAUGCGAAAGAUCAAGAAGGAGGUGGUACCGAAGCACUUAUAGAGGGAGAUGCUGCUGGUGGAGCUGCUGGUGGAGCUGCUGGUGCAGCAUCCAGUCAGGCAAACGAUUCAUCGAAGAUGCUUUCUCGAUACAAGAAGCUGAAAAUCAGAUUACCGUGGGAAAUUCAGUUUAUGUUCACAGAGCUUCACCUUGAGACCACAGAAGAAGCAGAACAAGUUGAUGACGACGAAAGGGAAGCCACUGUAGCCUCUUUAAAGAGAUUGAAGAUGGCUGAUGACAGAACUAGAAACAUGACUAAGGAAGAAUACGUGCAUUGGUCUGAGUGUCGGCAGGCUUCAUUUACAUUUAGAAAGGCUAAAAGAUUCAGAGAAUGGGCACUGAUCCCACAAUUGUGCGAUUCUAGGCCCCAUGAUGAUGUCAUUGAUAUCUUGGGGUUCUUGACUUUUGAAAUUGUGUGUUCAUUAACUGAAGAGAGUAUUCAAAUAAGGAAUGCAGAAGAAAAGUUGAUUCAAAAGCUGUUACUGAAAACUGGGGGCUUGAACAAGGAAAUAAACAAAAGAAAAAGGAAGUAUCUUUUCGAUAAACCUGAGAAACUGGCAAAGCCGUUAAUGCCCUAUCACAUCGAGGAGGCCUGGAGGAGAUUACAGAAUGUGGAUUUCAAGCACAAGGCUGCUAGAAAUUUUGGAGGUGGGGUAUUGAAAUCUAGAACUAGACUCAUCUAA